AUGUCGUCUAUUUCGUCCAAGGUCUACCGGUCGCCAUACCCAGAUAUCAAAAUUGAGUCUGUUGAUCUGAUCACAUACUUGUUCUCCAACCCUUUCAAUACCCCUUUAAGUAAGCCCAUAUUUGUCGACUCUCUGUCAGGAAGGCAAUAUACAUUUGGAGAUGUGAUGCAGCGUACACGGUCGCUGGCCAACGGUCUUCAGCAAAAUUUCGAGUUGAAGCCCAACGAGAUCGUGGCACUUUUCAGUCCAAAUACGAUUGAGUAUCCGAUUGCAUGCUACUCGAUUGUUGGCUCGGGCGCUAUUCUCGCGCCUACUAGUGCAGCUUUAACGGCCUUGGAAUUGAACGCACAACUGAAGACGAGUGGUGCCCGUCUGAUCAUCGUGCACUCAACACUUUUGGAAACAGCGAGAAAGGCAGCCAAGGGAACUUUAGUGGAGAAGAUAAUCCUCUUGGAUGGCCCCUCGCCCAUCGAUGGUCAAGCAACUUGCGAAUACCUUGCUCGCACCUUUACCCCUGCGCCUCUGAAGGAGAUCUCGCCCAAGGAGGCCUCAACGAAAACAAUUUUUAUCUGCUUUUCCUCGGGUACUUCAGGUCCAUCUAAAGGCGUGAUCACUACGCAUCAGAAUCUCACAUCCAACCUGCAGCAAUGGCGCGCCCACAUAAUUAAUACAGGUCAGCCUUCUCAGCAACUCAAACGCAACGCCGCCAUCGCAUUUCUCCCGUUCAGUCACAUCUACGGGCUGAAUCUGUAUAUGUGCCAAUGCCUUAUCUGGGGCACGACGGUAGUCGUUAUGCCACGUUUCGACUUGGAUACAUAUCUCGGUUGCGUCCAGAAGUAUCGCCCCGACGAGCUUGCAUUGGUACCACCAAUCGCUUUGAUGAUCGUGAAAGAUCCCCGCGUUGCGAAGUACGACCUGAGCAGCGUCAAACGCAUCAUGUCAGCCGCUGCACCUCUUACAAAUGAAUUAUCCUCUGCCUUGGAAGCCAAGUUCAAGGAGCUCUGCAACACCCAAGUAUUCUGCACUCAAGCCUGGGGGCUGACUGAGACCUCUCCAAUAGCAACUGCUAUCCCCAAUGAUCGCAUGGAUAAGAGGGAGUCGGGAGUCGGUUGCAUCACACUUAACAUGGAGUUUCGCUUCAUGGAUCCUGAUACAAUGACAGAUGCAGUCACCAAGUCGGAUGGAUCGACGGAGCCCGCCGAGAUCUGGUGUCGGGGACCUAAUGUGACGCAGGGUUACUACAACGACGAGGAGGCCACCAAGGCGGCCUUCCAUAUCGACCCUGAUGGGACCAAGUGGUUCCGUACUGGCGAUAUUGGAGUCAUCGAUAAGGAGGGAUAUGUCGCCAUCCAGGAUCGCAUCAAGGAAAUGAUUAAAUACAAGGGUCUGCAGGUUAUCCCUAGUGAGUUGGAGGGGAAAUUGAUCGAUCAUCCGGACAUUGAAGAUGCCGGGGUGGUCGGUAUGUGGGUGGAUGAGAUGGCCACCGAGCUGCCGGUUGGAUUUGUGGUGCUGAGUCGUCAAGCUCGUGACCGGAAGGUCAGUGCUGUCCUGGAUGGGAUUCACUCUUGGCUAAAUCCGAAGAUCGCCAACCAUAAGCGGCUACGUGGUGGGAUACAUGUGCUGGAUCAGAUCCCGAAGAGUCCUAGUGGUAAGAUUCUGCGGAGACAGCUGAAAGAGCUGUUGAAAAGCAAGAAACCAAAGGCUCAACUGUGA
Messenger RNA from Penicillium waksmanii, 1713 nucleotides. Its product is annotated as acyl--CoA ligase. Gene Ontology annotation, biological process: secondary metabolic process. Gene Ontology annotation, molecular function: CoA-ligase activity. The record is from RefSeq and is a predicted model, not a curated record. Lineage: Eukaryota; Fungi; Ascomycota; Eurotiomycetes; Eurotiales; Aspergillaceae. Bases 1 to 1713 code for a protein of 570 amino acids. The transcript has a single exon.